AUGAAGUUCUUCUACCCUCUCGCUCUGGCCCUCGCCGCCGUCGUUGCCGCUGCCGAUGAUGACUGCGACGCCGCUCCCAUCGUCGAGGCCUGCCUCACCAGCGAGAACGCAAAGGUCAAGGACUGCAGCUCCACCGACUACGACUGCCUCUGCGCCGCCUACCAGGCCGUUGCCACCUGCUACAACAACUGCCCCAAGGACUCCCGCGCCUCGCCCGCCCAGAACCAGGUGACCAUCUUCUGCCAGCAGGCCUCCCUCUACGGCUCCGCAGCCAUGCGCAAGACCCAGUCCGUCGUCUCGGCCACCGGCUCCGCCACCGGUGCCGUUGCCUCCGCUUCGGCCUCUGCCACCGCCGCCACGGGCACCAGCGCCUCUGGCAGCUCCGCUUCCUCCACUGCCUCGGCUAGCUCCAGCUCCAGCACCGCCAACAUGGGUGUCGGCCAGCUCGCCCGCAACACCGGCGGCGUUCUCCUCGCUGUUGCUGGUGUCGUUGCCGCUGUCCUCUAA
Molecule: messenger RNA, 507 nt
Organism: Colletotrichum godetiae
Lineage: Eukaryota; Fungi; Ascomycota; Sordariomycetes; Glomerellales; Glomerellaceae
Exons: 2
Coding region: 1-507 (168 amino acids)
Source: RefSeq, a predicted model, not a curated record